UGGUAAAAAACUCCAUCCCCUCCAUCAGAAACGGACUUGGUGUGAGCAAUCUGUCCGCCGGAAACUGACUCGAAGGCCAGAGACGCUCAGAGUUGUUGACUGUGCUGGUACUCCCUCUUCUCGCAGAGUUGUUUGCUUGUUGGCUGCUGAAUUGCUUUGUUUUGGGUGUUUGGAUGAAUGAUCACGCAGAUCCCCGGGAACUGGAAGAAAAUCGAGGCCGCUGAUCUUCAUCUUUGCUCGGUGAUUUAUUCUCUCCUGGAUUGCAUUUCUAUAGCAUGAAGAGGACAAUGCCAUGGAAUGAGCAGGUGGAUGUUAAUAUCUCAUCAGAUGAGUCUUCUUCCUCGGAUGUGGAUGGUGAAGUUGAUGUUAAGCCUGGAGGCAAGCUGUUAAGCAAUAGUGUUACAAUUGAUCAGCCUGCCAAAGAGAAAAUUUCAGAAGGUGAUAUAUUCAGAAGGGCAAAAAUGUAUCAGGAAUACAUGAAGCAGAUCCCAAUCCCAACCCACCGUGGCUCUAUUAUCCCUUUUACGACAUGGAUGGGACUGGCCAACUCUAUUAAGCUAUUGUAUGGGCAACCUCUGCAUUACCUCACUAAUAUCCUCUUAAAACAGUGGGACCAAUCGAGGAUCGGGACAGAGGAUGAGCAUAGGCCAUUGGAUACCAUUAUUCAUCCUUGUAAAGCUGAAGCAAACAUUUGGCUCAUUGAAGAAGUUCAUCGGCUUACAUCGUCUCAUCAUUAUUUAGCCAAGCUCUGGUUGUCUGAUCCCAUGUACCAUGCCUUUGUUGAUCCCAUUUUCCCACAACUGCAAGGGACGACAUCUCCAUAGCAGCCACCGAUGAGAGAAGCUCCAAGCUCCCUCCAUUUGCCUACAUAUGAUACAAAAUCUACAUCUGCAACUCCAGCUGAUUGCUGUAACAGAAGAAACACAUUCCUUAACAUUGAUAUUGGCAUCAGCUAAAAUAACACAUAGAACUAAAGCCAGUGGAGAAAUAGUAUUCUGUAAAAUUAUAGCAGUACAUUGUGCCUAUGCACCAAUUCUACUAAUAAGGAAAGGGGCCUGAAGCAGAAAAAAAAAUUUUAAUCCUAGUGCACUGAAGAGAAGUACGGGGAAGCAGGAAUCUCACCACCCACUCCUUUGUAGCAGGAUCAUAAGUCUCCCCACUGUUUGGAUACACAAGUAUUGGUUUAGUUGUUACCUGAAGAUUAAUUAACCCAAAAAAGAGCAAGCAUUACCAAGAAAAAAAAAGCUCUGGGGAUCAAAUUCAUCAAUAAAAAGUGAAAAUCAAUGCUGCGGUAGGCAGCUGCAGGUCAAGAUGGAGGAGAACUAGAGAAAAUCUGUGCCCGAUAGUUGAAUAUCAGCAUCAAGCUAGAUAAUUAUACCUUCUGAAUCGAUUGAAUCAGUCCGUGAAUAAACCUGGGAGGGGUACAGUUGAUUCCAACGGCAACAACUUGCUUACAUGAAUCUGCAAUCGAUACACACUCGAGCAAAGAGUCACCACUGACCACAUUGGUGCCAUCUUUAGAGGUGAAAGAAAACCAUGCAGGGAUCUUUACAUCUUCGUCCUCAAGAAGCUCGGCAUACGCCUACAUCAGAAACUAAUAAGCAAACCAAACAGAGCUCCACCGUGGUUUAUCUUGAAAAUAAGCAAAAAUUGUAGGUAUGGAAUGUCAAACCAAACAAUGGAGAAAAUUUUCUUGAAACCCCACUGUACACUUGCAAGUAACCAUGCAGGAGGAGAUGAAAUAUAUGUGUGAAAGUUAAAUCCCCUGCCCAUGUGAGUUAGCGUGAAAACUACCUUGGCUUCUAGCUUGUUUGGAAUUGUUUCGAAUGCAAUUAGGUCAGCCCCAGAUUCGGCAAGAAUCUGAACCCGUCUUCUGUGAAAAUCCUUCAAAGAUUUGAGAGUAACUGUGUCACCAUAGUCCCCACUGUCAAGUGAGCAAAAAUUAGUAACACAAGGAAAGAGACAUUCCAUCGAAAGAAAGCUAUAUAUAUACACAUGGGUCUUCUGAGUUUUCGGAUAUCAGGUGAAUGGCAUCAUUUUCUAUAAUGUGCACAGAUGGGAUUUUGAGACAAUAUUUCAUAUUCUGCACAAACAGGAUUUUGAUAAGUUUUCCAAUUAAAGCACAAAAAAUCUUCUCAAGACCAAAUCUAGCUGUUUCCAAAAGGGUGAAUUGAGGGGGUGUGCAGGCAAGAGCCUAGAGAGUUUGGAUUACCUAUACUCGGAGCCAUCAGCGAGAUAAGCCCCAUAGCUGCCCACAGAAGCUGCUACCAAGACUGGACGUUGGUUGGGAGUCCUUGCAUUAUAAAUAUCUCUUGCUUCACAUGCUAGUUCUACACUUCUCUUCAGCAGAGCUUCCCCUUCCUCUCUGGAAAAUCCUUUAGCCUCAAAACCCUGAAUUGUGGCCUGUAAUCCAAUUUCACAUCGACAUGGAUGCAGCAACAGCUUCUUAAUUUAAUUUGUUGGCCAAAUUAAAGAGUUCAAUUUGAACAAAGGAUAUAUAUGUAUGUAUGCAUUACCUGAUAAGAUGCUGUUAUAAUAAUAUUUGCUCCAGCGUCAA
Molecule: messenger RNA, 2557 nt
Organism: Malania oleifera
Lineage: Eukaryota; Viridiplantae; Streptophyta; Magnoliopsida; Santalales; Ximeniaceae
Product: protein RDM1
Exons: 4
Coding region: 276-824 (182 amino acids)
Cellular component (GO): RNA polymerase V complex; nucleus
Source: RefSeq, a predicted model, not a curated record